AUGUCAGCGGCGGUGCGCGCUGCCCUGGCCGCUAAAAGGGCCGAGCAUCGCUCCCGCUCCUCCUCACCCACCAAAUCGAGCCCUGCGCUCCCUAACGAUGACGAUCAGCUACCCCACUUUGGACGUGACCUCGAUGCCUCCAUAGCAAGCCCUUUCGGCUCUCCGAAACCCACUCCCAAGCCUUGGAAAUCGGCUCAUGCCCAACCUACUUCCACCUCGCCAGCGCCAGGUAUGGAUCUGAACCAAAAGUCGGAAGCUGACGUGAUUCGUCUCAGCAUACAGAAUGGCAAGGUGAACUUGUCAUCGCGGUCACCAUCGCUACGAGAGGUGCCAGAAUUGCUCCUCUCCCUCCUCGCCGAUGAACCCCCCUCCUGGUUCUUGCACAUCCCCCAAGACGACCGACAGCCCUGGUAUAUGCGCGAAGAGCUUCACACUUUGCAAUUGAGCAACAACGAGCUGCAAUCGCUUCCUGACAAGCUUGGCGAAUUUCGUGGUCUCAAACGCCUUGAGCUCCAUAGCAACAAGUUGCUCACCCUUCCACCUCCCCUCUUCCAGCUCUCCGCCCUCACAACCCUCACACUCGCCAAGAAUGGCCUCACAGCUUUUCCCACCUGCCUUCUCGCUCUCGACAACCUUGUUACACUUAACCUCUCUCACAACAAGAUCCAAACCCUCUGGAACGAUCAACAGCUUGCAUCGGCGCGCUCGGAACGCCAGGCUUGGGAUAAGGUCAAUGCUGCGCAGGAAAAUAGCGUCUGGGCCGGUCUAUCGCCGUCCAAGAAAGAUCGCAAGCUCCUCGCCCCUGCUUCCGAGGCGCACGCAAACACCGCCAUGCGCUCUCUGCGAAGUCUGGACCUCAGUUACAAUCGCCUUUCAAACGCUGCUUUGGGCAUCCCCGACCUCGCCAACCGUCGUCGCAACAAGCCUGCCGAUGUCAGCUCUGCCGAGUCGUCUCUCGUACAUCUGCCCACUGGUCUCAGAACACUCAACCUCGGCCACAACAUGAUUCGCGGCCCCGUCUCUGUCACUCUCUUUCAGCAUCUUGCAUCGCUCGAAGAUCUCGGUCUGCAAGGCAACGGCAUUGGCGACGAUGUCCUGGCACCAGACAACGCCGCCGAUGCCGACGCAUCGUGCCAAGUCUUCCCCAGCCUUUCCGUCUUGGACUUAUCCGGCUGCGAGCUUGACGAUCUUUCCAAGGUCGAGAAUUUCUUUGGCUCUCGUCGUAUUCAGUCCUUUGAUCAAGCGAUGGGCAACGUCGAUGCUGCUCCUUCUAGUCACGGCCCGGUCGCACCUGCCCCCGGUAUGCAAGCACGUCAACUAGUUCGCGUCCGCAACAGGCCCACUUCUGCCGAUGUCGUCAAGAUGACGGAACGCUCUAACGCCCAAGUCUUGUGUCUCUUACUCGAAGGCAAUCCGCUAAGGGAGGAGGCCUUCCGCCAAAAGCGUGGAGGUCGCUCAGCAUCUCCCGAAAAGAAAAGCGCCAACGCAGCCACAUUGGGCACGAGCGUAAGCAAACCAAACGCAAUCGCACAAGCCCCAACCACGAAUGCUCCAUCUACUCCACCAACAAUCCCCACAAUCCCUGCGACCGUCGCAGGCGUGUCUCAGCUUCCACCCAAGCCCAAGGUUGUGAAGGAGGACUGGGAGAUUCUGGCUGAGUCCGGUCUCAACACCGAACUUGGUCGACGCAAGCUUCGCAUUGAGCAGGCAAGAAGGGAGCAGGAGGCUGCCGCAGCUGCCGCAAAGGAGGCUGACGCUGCCGGUGGUGACGACGUCCAGGGUCGGGGCAGAAAACCAUGCGCAGCUGACGAAGCAGUAAGCUCUGAUCCUGACGGUGGUGGCUCAGGCGCAGAGUCGAAGGAUCGCGCCAUGUCUCACAACCGUGGCGAAUCGGUCGACGACAAGGACACCGGAAGCGCACUCGCCAACGCCAAGUUGAGCUCCAAGAAGAAAGAAGCGCUCGGUCAAGUUCCGUGCAAGUUUUUUCGGAGUAAUGGAUGUUCGGCCGGCGCAUCCUGUCCCUUCGCCCACACUCUCCCAGGAGAUGGUGGGCAAAAGUCCGUUUGCCAGUGGUUCCUGAAGGGCAGCUGUCGCUUCGGGCACAAGUGUGCCUUGGCUCACGUCUUGCCUGGUCAGCCAAUGAGCAUGGAUCGCAAGAACAAGCGAGCUGCUCAGCAUGGCCAGCCUCUCCCCCAGACGCCCAAUCAGCAACACAUGGCUGGGCCCAACGCAGGCAUGCAGUCAUCGCUACCUCACUCGAUGCAACCCGGUCAGCCCAAGGCUGGCCAGAUGCCCAGCUCUACACAGCAGCGACAAGCAUCCGUCCAAUCAGUUCAGCAGCAAGCUCAGAAUGCGUCGCAGCUGCCACUAUCGCCACCAAAGGGUACGCCCACACGGAACGACCUGGUCCCUGGUCAAGCCGUCUCGCAGCUCGCGCCGCAAUUGCGCAAUCGUAAGACGUCCUUCACCACUCGUGACCACGAUCUUCCCUUUGGCAUACCAGAUGAUUUUCAAACUUCUGCUUCCACUGCGUCUGCCGCUUCAGUCGCGAUCGACCCCGCUCGUGCUGGAUUCGAGGGCGCGCAAGAUCCAUCGCUUUCGACAUCGUUCGCCGGCAGCACUUCAUUCCAACGCCGAAGCACUCUGUCACAAAGCCUGAGCGCCUCCUUGGCCGCUCAGACGUUUGGAGGUAUGGAUUCGGCGGCGACGACCUUCGGAACGUCGACUUCUGCUUCUCGCGCAUUUGGAACGAGCCCUUUCGGCCAUCCCAGCGGUCACUCUCUUUUCUUUAGCGGCAGUCAGGACGAAGAAGGUGGCGCGGGACCUCUUACGCGUAACAAUCGCGAUGUGUUUGGAGCUCGCAGCAUGGGACGUAUAGACGAUGCUGCCAAGCUGUGGGGUGGGAUCAGUGCGGGCGCCAAUGCACAGCCCAUUGUCAGCAGCAGAGUUGAGGAGGAGAUGGAAGAUGCCGAAGAUUUCCUUCCUUCUAGCCUUUCCGACUUGCUCACUCCGGCAGAGCUGGAGCGCAGGAGGCGUAGCCAUCGUCUGUCGAGCUCGUUCGCCGGUAAUGAUGAGCGCGUCACAGUCGCGCAGAGCAUGCCGUCGCAAGCAGCUCAGACGUUCGGAUCGUCGCUCGGGUUCGGUCGUUCGGCUAUUGGUGCCGAACGCGCCAAAUCCAGCAACUUGUCCACUGGAUUCCAGCAACAGCAGCAACAGCAGCAGCCAGGGAAAAAUGAUGACUUGAGUCCGAUUGGCAGCGGCCGGCGUAUUAGUGGAAUUGACUCGAUUGCGUUCCGCGAGAGUAGGUCAGGACUGUCGACGUCAGCCAGCCGUUCUGCAGCCCAUCACGCGCCAGGACAGAGCCUACCGCAGGGUUUGGCGGCUGGUCUGAGCAGACUUCAUCUUCGAACGGGACGGCCAGGAGAUGCAGGAACCAACUUGGUGGGAGGCGGCGGAUAUGGAACCAUCGGAAGCGGUGCGACCAACGACGGUGCAUUCUCACAGAACUCGCAGCUCGGAAAUGGCGCCUCUGGAGGACUACGGGUACCCGGCAGUCUCGACGAGUAUGGUCUUGGCCCGACCGCACCUUCGUCUGUGUUGCCGCAUCGAAGCCCACUCAGCUUCGCGGUCGGCAGUGCUACUGGCGGCAUGAGUGGUUCCAGGCUGAGUGGAUCGUUUGCAGAGCGACAACUUGGCAAUGGCACCUUUGGCUCGCCCGGCAGCGGCAGCGUCGGAUCGCCCUUCUCACCUCCACUCUCGGCGAUUGGCUCGCAUCGGGCUGCAGGAGUCGGAGAGGGCGGUAUCGCGAUUCCCGAUGGAGACUCGCAGAUGCAUGCAUCUGCGAUGGGUGGAAUCAGGUACGCGCAGCAUCCGGCAACACAACGACUCCGGGCAGGCAGCUCAGCGGCUGCGCCUCACUCGCCGUUGACUCUACCAGUUGUGACGGCGGAAGAAGAUGAAGAGGAGGCCAUCUUUGAACUUGAAUGA
This is a messenger RNA of Mycosarcoma maydis (corn smut), 3987 nucleotides long. RefSeq lists its product as uncharacterized. Gene Ontology annotation, biological process: protein polyubiquitination. The transcript is spliced from 2 exons. NCBI's taxonomy places the organism in Eukaryota, Fungi, Basidiomycota, Ustilaginomycetes, Ustilaginales. The record is from RefSeq and is a predicted model, not a curated record. Gene Ontology annotation, molecular function: metal ion binding; protein binding; ubiquitin protein ligase activity. Bases 1 to 3987 code for a protein of 1328 amino acids.